This is a messenger RNA of Colius striatus (speckled mousebird), 1471 nucleotides long. RefSeq names its product CLN5 intracellular trafficking protein (gene CLN5). Bases 53 to 1075 code for a protein of 340 amino acids. The transcript is spliced from 4 exons. The record is from RefSeq and is a predicted model, not a curated record. Gene Ontology annotation, biological process: lysosome organization. Lineage: Eukaryota; Metazoa; Chordata; Aves; Coliiformes; Coliidae. Gene Ontology annotation, molecular function: hydrolase activity, acting on glycosyl bonds. Gene Ontology annotation, cellular component: lysosomal membrane; lysosome.
CUCAGCCCCGCCGCAGCGGGGCCGGGCCGGUAGCCCCGCAGGCCGCGCCGCCAUGGCCGCCGCCCGCUGCUGCCGGUUGUUGGUGUCGCUGUUGGUGCUGGCGGCGGCUGGGGGGCCGUGUGUGGCUGCCGGGCCCCACUCCCCGCUGCGGCGGUGGCCUGUGCCCUACAGGCGCUUUGAUUACCGUCCAAAAACCGAUCCUUACUGCCAAGCUCGUUACACCUUCUGUCCCACUGGCUCUGCCAUCCCAGUUAUGAAAGAAGACGAUGUCAUUGAAGUGUAUCGAUUACAGGCUCCAGUGUGGGAAUUCAAAUACGGGGACCUGCUUGGACAUCUGAAAAUUAUGCACGAUGCUGUGGGUUUCAAGAGCUCUCUGACGGGCAAAAACUACACAAUGGAGUGGUAUGAGCUCUUCCAGCUUGGGAACUGCACAUUCCCACACCUCCGGCCUGGCAUAGAUGCACCGUUCUGGUGUAACCAGGGAGCUGCCUGCUUUUAUGAAGGAAUAGAUGAUGCCCACUGGAAGGAAAAUGGAACUUUAGAUCAUGUGACCACGAUAUCAGGAACCAUGUUUAAUGAAAUGGCAAAAUGGGUACAAUAUGACAAUGAGACUGGCAUUUACUACGAGACCUGGACAGUUCAAGCAAGCCCUGACAAAAAUUCUACAGUAUGGUUUGACUCUUACGAGUGCUCUAAGUUUAUCCUGAGAACCUACCAGAAGCUUGCUGACUUGGGCGCUGUGUUUGAGAAGAUACAAACAAACUAUACCAGCAUCAUUUUAUUCAGUGGAGAACCUGUUUAUAUGGGGAACGAAACCUCUAUUUUUGGGCCGCUGGGAAACAAGACACUGGCAGCAGCUAUAAGAGACUUCUACUCCCCAUUCAAGCCUCACCAGACAGUCAGAGGGUUUUUUGUGGAUCUGUUAAAAAUAAUUGAUCGUGUCAUCUUGAACCAUCAGUUUUAUCUCUUCUACAACUUGGAAUAUUGGUUUUUACCUAUGAAGUUCCCUUACCUCAAAAUCAUUUAUGAAGAGGUACCUUUACCUGUUAGAAGCAAAACAUCCGUUGACGUAUAAUUACUUACUGAAAACACCACACUUGCCCUUACGUCAGAAUACCCUGAAGGACUGUGGAAUGGUGCCAUGACAGCCCUCAAGUGUUGCCUGUUUCCCUGCUAACUGUAAGAGCUGUGUUGGGAAGACUUCUGCUUGAACCAGCUCAGCUAAUUCCAUGCAUUGGAGCUACCAAACCUGAGUGCCUGGAGGUGCCCUCAACACGUGCCUUGCAUCUCUUCUCCUCUUGUUUCGUUGGUUUGUACAACUGAGAGCUCUGAACUGUUCUCUGGUUCAUGGAGAAAUUCAGCAGGGUGGGAAUGGGCAGGGAAUCCCUUAGGAGAUGGGUCAGGUGGUAUCUUUUCACCACUUUGCUUCCUUUACCUUUACUGUAAACACAAUACAGAUGGCUCUUCUUAA